GAGUCGGUGCAGCGAAGGGAGGACGCGCCAGAGCGCAGCACCGGGACUCGGACCUGAACGCACGCCGAACACACGUGAACAAUAACUGAGCGGAACAGGUGCGGGAGCAGAAUGGACCUGUAAGGACGACAGAAACAGGACCGGGACCUGAACCCCGAAGAGCUGCGUCUGUUGUGAUUCUAAUCUCCGUGAACCUCCCUCCGACAUGGACCCCAGAAGCGUCUGUCUGCUGAUCAGUGCGCACUUGAUCCUCCACUGCGCCCCAGCCGACUGCUACACGUACAGGAGUCAACGCAAGUUCACAGAAGACAUGGACUGGUCGUACGCAGGGACAUUAAACCAAAACAACUGGGCCAAGAAGUUUCCAUCCUGCAGCAACGCCAAGCAGUCGCCCAUCAACAUCGAGGAGGCCGAGGCUCAGGUGAAGCUGCAGUACCAGAAGCUGAGGUUCGAUGGCUGGGAGAACCUGACUGCCGACAGAACAACCAUGAAGAACGAUGGCAAGACAGUGGCACUGAAUGUGGAUGGAGACUUCUAUGUGAGUGGUGGAGGCCUCGGGUCAAAGUUCAAAGUUGGCCGCAUUACGUUCCAUUGGGGGCGCUGUAACGCCUCAUCCGAGGGAUCUGAGCACAGCCUGGACGGAGUCAAGUACCCGCUGGAGAUGCAGAUCUACUGUUACGAGGCGAAUCGCUUCGACUCUCUGGACGAAAGCAUCAAGUCCGCGGGCAGAAUCACCGCGCUGGCCGUGCUGUUUGAGACGAGUGUUGAAGACAACUUCAACUACGCAGCCAUCAUCGACGGCAUCAACAGCGUGAGAAAAUACGGUAAGAGUGCAGAGGUUUCCCCGUUUGCCCUUCAAGGUCUGCUGCCAAACUCGACGGAGAAAUACUUCAUCUACAACGGUUCCCUAACCACACCGCCGUGCAGCGAGACCGUGGAGUGGAUCGUCUUCAAGAACACGGUGGCCAUUUCUCCAGAGCAGCUGGAGGUGUUCUGCGAGGUGAUGACCAUGGAGCAGGCUGGGUACGUCAUGCUGAUGGACUACCUGCAGAACAACUUUCGAGAGCAGCAGCAGCAGUUCAUGGGUCAAGUCUUCUCUUCCUUCACGGGCACAGAGGAGGUCCAAAUACCAGUGUGCAGUUCGGAGCCAGAGAACCUCCAGAUGGCGCCAUACAACCUCAGCAGCCUGCUGGUGACGUGGGAGCGACCCCGCGCGGUUUACGACGCCAGCAUCGAGAAAUACCGCGUCACUUACAGACUCGCUGACGCAGGAAACGCGCCCUCAACAGAGUACCUGACUGACGGGGAUCAGGAUGUGGGGGCGAUACUGGACGACUUGCUCGCCAACACCAGCUACGUUGUCCAGGUGGUAGCGGUCUGCAGCAACGGUCUGUACGGACGUUUGAGCGACUCACUGGCGGUCACUAUGCCCAUCGAUGACCCGGAUAACUUGGACCCAGAGACAAAUGAAUUUGAUUAUGAGAUCAACAAUGAACCAUGGAACCGACCAGUGCAAAGCGAGGAUCACGACAAGACCUGGAAUCUUCCACUCUCACCCGGAGCCUCUCCGUCACCUGUCACCAGGACCACAAGCGCGGGUCAGAGAAGAACCAGCACGGACUCACCGGCGAGACCUGACCACUUCAACGAAGUGCUGAGCCAACCCGAGUGGACAGACAAGCGCAGUACCACUGUUCUGCCGGUAGAGGUCACCUCCGCACCAAAAAUGAGAGUUGACUCCACAGACGGUGUUCACACCACCACCAGGGCUGAGCGCCCAAGCUCUUCUUCACCAACGCACUCUGAUGUGGGCAGCAACAUUUCAACCACCUCCAAGACAAGUGAAGAUGUCAGAACCACAACGUCCAAGGCCGAUGUCGCCAUCUGGGCACGCGCCACAACCUCAGCGCCUCUCAGCCGUCCGUCUUCAGCCAUCAACAAAACAGACCAGUACAGUGGCCCCUCAACCACUGUUGGCAACACAACCGAAGCCAGACAUGAAGCUCAUCCACGGAACCAGACUCUAAGUCCUACCAAAACAUCACCAUGGGAUGCUGUUCCGGUUCUCACCACAACUCCCAGUUCGCCUUCAUCUCCUAAGACGACUGUUGGAUUUAGUGGUGUUGUUUUGCUGUCCACAAAGCACUUCUCGAAUGGUGAGCGCACCCGUGUCCUCCCCUCUGCCCUCCUGACCUCCUCGUCUCUGUGUGACACGGCGGAGCUUGGUGGCGCCCCCUCCACCUGCCUGCAUGACCCUCCCUCUUCCUCUUGGCCUGUGUUGUCUGCCUCUGCUCCGGACCCCCAGCAUGCUGCUACCGCACUGCUGUCUAGCAAAGACCCAGCUUCUCCUCUAAACCCCACACUCCCUGUCUCCACCCUGCCUCACCCCUCUGACCAUCUGUCUGGUUGGGAUUCUUUCUUCUCCGGCGCCGGGUUUGACGAUGGUAGUGGUAAUGUACUGUCUGGCUCUUCAUCUCCGCUGGUCCCUUCAAGCCACCCCUCGGUUUUUAGCAGCACUCCUCCGCUUCUAACGGUGCUGGAUUCCUCAGAUUCGGCUGACGACCACUCGCAGUCCUUCUGGGAAAAGUCCCUGGAAACAGCCUCCCUGACUCUGAGCCCCACUCUUGAGCCGUCAAUUCAGCUGUCUAGCAACUUCCCCUACGUAGGGGCGACUCCUGGCCUUGCCUUCUCAAGUGGCUUUGAUGACUCAAAGUAUGCAACCGGGAGCUCUAUAGACUCUUUUCUGGCUGAGGUAAGCGGAGAAAGUUUCUCUUCAGUGAGUGACAUUGAAACCAUGUGUGGCUGUUCUAUGGAGCCGUCCUCACCAUGGUUACAUGCCACUCCUCAUGUCCCGCUGCCGUCCUCAGCCUGGGACUCUUCCAGCUCGGAACUACACCUCGGCGUGGACCUUUCUUCCUCUGGUGUUGGGUCUGACAACUCUCCAUCUGUGGUGCGCUCUGACGGUGGCUUCCUAGAACAACCUCUCUUCAGUCGCACCUUCUCGCCUGUGCCAACUUUUCCAAACUCCCAGCACCUACAAGCCACGUUUAGUCACCUGCCCAUUUCUUUUGCAGCCACAGCUUCUGGCACCAGAGAUCCUCCGGUUACAGUGUCACACACUAGCUCUGCUGCUCCAAAUACCCUCUCGUCUUCACCCACCCCCAUCCACUUCCACCCGACACCAGAGGGCUCGGUGUUAGACAGCAGCAGCGGGGCCUCGGGUUCAGCCCUAUUUCCCGACUCUCAAGAGGGCAUGGAUGAAGAGUGGGACCGGGUUCAAUCCUCGGCCUCAGGCGAGGGUGCGCCCCCUCCUACAACACUAGAGACGAAGACUGUUUCGUCCACUCUGUCACAAUCUGGCCAGGGCCCGGAUGAUUUGGAGGAACGGCCGUCAGCCUUCUAUUUUGAAAGCGAGAGUGGUAGCACACCUGACUCAGAAGGAAGUUCAGUAACAGCCGCAGUAGCGUCGGGUUCGCCCUGGCUGCUGGGUGGAGAGGAGGAGAGCGGCUCCGGACAGGGAGAAGGCCUGUACGACAACGAAACCUCCUCAGACUUUACGAUACCAGAGCAAACUGAUAAAGAGUCAGAGGAGGACGAACCAGUCGCAGACGUCAGCAACAGCAGCCAUGAGUCCAGAGUCGGCUCGGUACGUGAUCGAGAGAGGAAGGCCAUCCUGCCUCUCGCCAUCAUCUCCACGCUGACAGUCCUUGGCCUCGUCGUCCUCAUUGGCAUCCUGGUCUACUGGAGGACCUGCUUCCAGACGGCUCACUUCUAUAUCGAUGACAGCUCUUCUCCUCGAGUAAUCGCUCAGACCAACGCUGCUCUGACAGCAGAUGAGCAGACAACUUUCACAGCGAAAGAUUUCAUCAAACACGUUGCGGAACUUCAUAGCACCCAAGGUUUCCAAAGAGAGUUCGAGAUACUGAAGCAGAGUUAUGAGGAACUGCAGGUGUGCGCCGUGGACAUAGUGAUGACCAGCGACACCUCCAGUCACCCUGACAACAGGAACAAGAACAGAUACAGCAACAUUCUGGCCUACGACCACAGCCGAGUGAAGCUCUUGCCUCAGACAGGCAAAGAUGGGAGGAUGCAAGAUUACAUCAAUGCAAACUACGUGGACGGUUUCAAGGCUCCACGGUCGUACAUCGCGGCUCAGGGCCCUCUGAAGUCCAGCACCGAGGAUUUCUGGAGGAUGAUUUGGGAGCAGAAUGUCGGCGUAAUUGUGAUGAUCACGAAUCUGCUGGAGAAAGGACGAAAAAAGUGUGACCAGUACUGGCCCUCAGAGGUUCAGGAGGAGUACGGGGGUCUCCUGGUGACGUUGAAGCACAGCAAGGAGAUGGCCUACUACACUCAGAGAACCUUUAACAUCAGGAACAUCCAGAACAAAAAGGGGUCUUUGAAAGGGAAAAAGAAUGAGCGCACAGUCUCCCAGUUCCAUUACACUCAGUGGCCCGACAUGGGGGUACCGGACUUGGCCCUGCCGCUGCUCAGCUUCGUCCGCAGGUCGUCCAGAGCCAGAAGCGCUGACAUGGGCCCAGUGGUUGUGCACUGCAGUGCUGGUGUGGGUCGCACUGGGACGUACAUUGUUCUGGACAGCAUGCUGAAGCAGGUUAAAGAAGAAGGGGUGGUGAACAUCACCAGUUUCCUGAAACACAUCAGGACGCAGAGGAACUAUCUGGUCCAGACAGAGGAACAGUACGUCUUCAUCCAUGACGCCUUGGUGGAGGCCAUCUUGUCUGGGGAGACCGAGGUAGAAGCCCCUCAACUGCACCGGUACAUCGAUGAGCUGCUGACUCCAGGACCGGCUGGAAGGACACGUCUGGAGAAACAGUUUAAGCUUGUGUGUCACUCCGACUUGAAGCAGACGGAAUAUUCCACAGCUCUCCAGGAAAGCAAUCGGAGCAAGAACAGAAGCGGCUCCAUCAUUCCCAUUGAGAGGGCUCGAGUUCGUCUGUGCACAUCUGCCGGAGAAACCUCGGACUACAUUAAUGCUUCUUAUCUGGUGGGUUACAGACAAAGCAAAGAGUUCAUCAUCACUCAGCAGCCUUUUCCCGACACCAUGAAGGACUUCUGGAGGAUGAUUUGGGACCACAACACUCAGGUCAUUGUGUCGCUGCCCGGAACUGCAGCCAGUGAGGAAGAAAAAGGCGAGAACAAUCUGUGGCCCUCCAAAGGGCAGCCAGUGAGCUACGAGAUGUUUUCUGUCUCCCUGAAAGAAGAGAACCACGUCUGCCUGGCUAACGAGGACAUGCUGGUGGUGCAGGACUUUGUUCUGGAAGCUAAACAGGACGACUUUGUUCUGGAAGUCAAGCGCUAUCGAACUCCUCGCUGGCCGAACCCCGACAGUCCCAUGAGCAACACGUUUGAGCUCCUCCACCUGAUGAAAGAGGGGGUUGCCAGUAAGGAAGGGCCCACAGUCGUCCAUGACGAUGUCGGGGGCGUCACAGCUGGAACAUUCUGCGCUCUGAUGUCGCUCAUGUGCCAACUUCAGGCUGAAGGUCUAGUGGACGUCUUCCAAGUGGCCAGACUGACCAAUCUCAUGAGGCCGGGAGUCUUCGGUGACAUUGAGCAGUUCAAGUUCUUGUACCAAGCCAUGCUGAGUCUCAUCAGAACCCAGGAAGACGAGAAAACGCUCCAGCUGUCAGGCAACAACGGCAUCAUCGUGGUGGGAGCGGCCAGCUCCGCCGAGAGCCUCGAGUCGCUGGUGUAAACACCCCAAAAAAAACAAACAAAAAAAACCACAAAGAACUUUAACAACUUUUUCAUGGCCUUUUUUCAUUUCCUCUCCCUGAGAGAACUUGUGAGGGCAGCAGCUCAGUAAAACCCUUGCGUUGCAGUUCUGAGGCCGCACUCUUUGCUGCAGUUUUUGUAACGUGUGCCUUUUUAUCUUUCUAAAUAUAUUUGAUCUUGUACAUCUAACGUUGAUGUAAGCUGUGUACUCACGUAAUGCUCUGACCCAAGACAUUUCAUUUGACUAACCACUGUUUUUCCAAAACCUUUGUAUUUAUUGGCACCGAGCCAAAUGGGAAAAGGGAUUUUUUUUUUUUUUUUUGCUUUUUACAUACAAUUGUUUUUUAAAAAUCUUUUAUACAACUUGUGCACUGAGCUCCACUCUGUAAAUACCAUGACUGGGAAAGUGGCACAUUUGCUGUUGAAGUCAAUAUAAAAGGGCCUGGAGUAAUACCAAUUAUAAUCUAAUGUACAUAAUAUUAUAGUAAUCACCUUGAUGGACCAAAUUUCUAUUUAUACUACUUAGAUUUAUAUAUGACAUUUUCUAGUGCAUUAAAAUGUUGUGGUUUCAUUGGGUAGUUGAAAAACAUUAAUGCUUUUAUAUGCUGGUUUUGUAACAGACUUAAGGUGAUAUGCAUGGAGUACUGACAUGUGUGUUAUAGCUGCACCGGAAACACUGCUGGAGUCGUAGGUAGGCGAAUAAAUGUCAAG
Synchiropus splendidus (mandarinfish) is the source of this 6441-nucleotide messenger RNA. It is a transcript of the gene ptprz1a, whose product is annotated as protein tyrosine phosphatase receptor type Z1a. Gene Ontology annotation, biological process: peptidyl-tyrosine dephosphorylation. The record is from RefSeq and is a predicted model, not a curated record. The coding region runs from base 206 to 5710 and encodes 1834 amino acids. Lineage: Eukaryota; Metazoa; Chordata; Actinopteri; Syngnathiformes; Callionymidae. Gene Ontology annotation, molecular function: protein tyrosine phosphatase activity; protein binding. The transcript has 30 exons.